AUGGCUUCAAUGUCAUAUGAAAUGAGAAAAGCAGAUAGGUUGCGAAAGAGAAGUGGAUCGGUUGAUUCUCAGGAAAGAGAUGAACUGCAUCAUGACGAUGACAGAGGGCACAGACGCCAUCGUGAAAAACAUAGAAAAAGGAGAAAAUAUCGUUCUCCUAAUAACAAGGUUCAUGACUCCUCUGAAGACUGCCCUCACAAGGAGGUUUACGACAAUCCUUCCUAUCGUCAUAGUGAAUCUAGAAGAGCAAGAAGAGGAUUAAAACACAGUGAUGAUGAAAAUCAAAAAGAAAGAAGACAACGACGAGAACCAGUGCAGGAAGUAUUAGUUGUCCAGCAUGAAGAAGAAAAUUUGGGAGCCGGUUUAGGAAUACUGGAACACAAAUCAGAACAACAAUGGAAUACAGACGUUUCCUCAUUCAUGAAAGAAAAUAAAAUAAAACAGAGAAAUGGUCCAGAUAAACAAGUGGAUGCUGAUUCAUAUGGGGAGAUAGAAUUCAUUGGAUUCGGACAACAUAAUAAGAAGUCACCAUAUGUUCGUGUUGACAUGGAAACAGAACCACACAUUUUAUGGGAUCUUCUGAUUAAUCAGUGGAAAAUGGAUAAACCUAAAGUGUUGAUAUCAGUCACUGGUGGUGCACAAGACUUCUUUUUCAAAGAUAGACUAAAGUUACUCUUCAACAAAGGAUUAUUUAAAGCUGCUGUCAGUACAGGUGCUUGGAUCAUCACUGGUGGUACAGCGGUUGGAGUCAUGAAGAAAGUUGGUGAGGCCAUCAUGGAAGAAAGUCAAGGAAUAACAUCAGACAAUCAGAAGCAAGUUGUCGCACUUGGAAUUGCCACAUGGACUAUGAUUGAUAAUAAGAAAGCACUGGAAGGAAGGCCUGGUGGUGGUGGGUUGUGGCCAGCCCAAUACAAAGAGUCAGAUCUGGGAAAGGAGAAAAAGUCAGCUUUAGACAGUAACCAUACACAUUUUAUACUCGUGGAUCAUGGUAAAGAAACUUUUGGGGCCGAUAUUAGACUAAGAGCUAACCUUGAGAAAUAUAUUGCUGAGAAAACAGAAAGAGAAACUGUUCAUAUUCCUGUGGUACUUGUCGUGGUGGAAGGUGGAUAUGGAACAUUUCAAACUGUGUAUGAAUCAUUGGUUCGUGAGGGAAAUGAACAGUCAGUGCCGGUGGUUGUUGUUGAUGGCAGUGGCAGAGCUGCUGAUGUCAUUGCUCUCUGUUUAAGAAAAACCAAAGAUGUUUCCAAAGAGAACCUAAAAAAAACUUAUCGAAAAAACCUGGAAAAAAACAUGAAAGAAUCAAUCCAAAACUUUGUAAGACUGAAAGAUGAUCAGAUGAAGCAGACUCUUGAUUGGCUGGCAGUCAUCAUGACGCACAGAAAUAUGAUAACAGUAUUCCAAAUGCAAGAGGCUAACUUCAAAGAUAUUGACAGAGCUAUUCUACAUGGAUUGCUGCAAG
Molecule: messenger RNA, 1459 nt
Organism: Saccoglossus kowalevskii
Lineage: Eukaryota; Metazoa; Hemichordata; Enteropneusta; Harrimaniidae
Product: transient receptor potential cation channel subfamily M member-like 2
Biological process (GO): calcium ion transmembrane transport
Cellular component (GO): plasma membrane
Molecular function (GO): ligand-gated calcium channel activity
Source: RefSeq, a predicted model, not a curated record